CUGUGUGCAACUUUUUUGCAAUGGAGGGCAGCAGCUCAUCCCUACCCUCCAUCACGACAGUUUACAUCAAAGAGGAGCCUGAAGAUGAGGGAGAGGACAUAACUGUGAAAGAUGAACCACUUUGCAGUGAAGAAUAUGAGCAAACUCCACUUCCCUCAUCUUGCAAGCCAUGCGAGAAGGAGGUUCACGUUGAGGCUCACGAGGCCUGCACCAGCGCCUCACAGCACACUGCUGCCGUGCCUCAUAAGCAGGAUACAUGCAAUGCCCAGGGCAACAUUGGGCAGGAUAAAUGGAUAGGUGUUUGUCCUGAAACCAACGGAAAAGAGAUGUCUGCUUAUGAGAAAAAUAUUUUUUUGGGACCCAAUAGUGCAAGUGCAGGCCAAGAAGUUAUUAUUCAGUCUGCAUCUGAGUUCAAGUCUCUUGAACACAACUUGACCAACAAUGACAAUGCAAGAUUGGCAAAGAAAUUGCACAAAGUUUCCUCAUCCACUGAUUCAUUACAUUCCAAAGUUCCUUUAAAUGCCCACCAAAUCGACGAAUAUAAUUUUGAAACUAAAUUAAAAUGUGGACUAUGUGACUAUGUUGCAUCUCAAAAGAAAUAUUUUCAAAGACAUUUGUUUUCUAAACAUGGUUUAGGGGAAGGAUUCAAAUGCAAGUUGUGUGAUUAUGAAACCGGCAGACAAGAACUUCUUAAAAAACACAAGUUUUCUAAACAUGGUUUAGGAGAAGGAUUCAAAUGCAAGUUGU
Hyalella azteca is the source of this 747-nucleotide messenger RNA. RefSeq lists its product as uncharacterized. The transcript has 4 exons. Lineage: Eukaryota; Metazoa; Arthropoda; Malacostraca; Amphipoda; Hyalellidae. The record is from RefSeq and is a predicted model, not a curated record. The annotation marks the transcript as partial.